GGGACUGCGCAGUUAUCGCGAGCCGAGGCGAGAUUGGCGUGUCUUGCGGCACCGCACUCGUUUACCUGGUCGCUCGGCCUGCGUCACCUUUCCCGGGCCGGGAAGACAGCGGCGCCCGACGCCCCUCGAGUGUGCGCUAUGGGGAAGGCCCGGCCGGCCGGGGCGCGGAGGCCAGCCCCCAGGACUCCGGUGAAGGCCAACCCCAACCCAUUCGAGGUGAAAGUCAACAGGCAGAAGUUCCAGAUCCUAGGCAGGAAGACGCGCCACGACGUGGGGCUGCCCGGCGUGUCGCGCGCGCGGGCCAUCAGGAAGCGCACCCAGACUUUACUGAAGGAGUACAAAGACAGGGACAAGUCCAACGUAUUUAAGGAUAAGCGCUUUGGGGAAUACAACAGCGACAUAAGCCCAGAGGAGAAGAUGCUGAAGAGGUUCGCACUGGAACAGCAGCGACAUCAUGAGAAAAAAAGCAUCUACAACCUAAACGAAGACGAAGAGUUGACGCAUUACGGCCAGUCUCUGGCGGACAUCGAGAAGCACCAUGACAUCGUGGACAGCGACAGUGACGCAGAGGACCGGGGGGCCUUGUCUGCUGAGCUGACCGCUGCACACUUCGGAGGUGGAGCUAGGCUCCUUCAAAAGACUGCUCCGCAGGAAGAGGAGGACAAGCCAAAGUCACGGAAGGAGCUGAUCGAGGAGCUCAUUGCAAAGUCCAAGCAAGAGAAGAGGGAGAAACAGGCACAGCGGGAAGACGCCCUGGAACUCACGGAGAAGCUGGACCAGGACUGGAAAGAAAUCCAGACUCUUCUGUCACACAGGACUCCCAAGUCGGAGAACAGAGAGAAGGAGAAGCCCAAGCCUGAUGCCUAUGACGUGAUGGUUCGUGAGCUUGGCUUCGAGAUGAAGGCGCAGCCCUCUAACAGGAUGAAGACGGAAGAGGAGCUGGCGAAGGAGGAGCAGGAGCGGCUCAGGAAGCUGGAGGCUGAAAGACUUCGAAGAAUGCUUGGGAAGGACGAGGAUGAAAAGACAAAGAAACCCAGACACAUGUCAGCGGAUGAUUUAAAUGACGGCUUCAUACUGGACAGAGAUGACAGGCGUUUGCUUUCUUACAAAGAUGGAAAGAUGAACGUGGAGGAUAUCCAGGAGGGGCGAAGCAGGGAAGCCAGCAGCCUGGAGGAGGAGGAGGAGGGUGAGGAGAGCGAUGAGGAGGAGGAGGAGGGCCAGGAGGAGAGCGAGGGUCCAGACAGCUGCUCAGACCUGGACUCCAACGAGGACAGCGAGGAGGACCUUGAGAAGCCAGAGGAGGAGCAGUGUCAGGCUCCAGGCGGAGGAUCCCUAAGCCAUGGUCAGAGAGCUGGCAGAGCUGCUGGAAGUGAGCUGCCCUAUACCUUUGCAGCACCCGAGUCCUGCGAGGAGCUGAGAUUGCUGCUGUCGGGAAGGUCAGUGGAGGAGCAGCUUCUGGUGGUGGAGAGAAUUCAGAAAUGCAACCAUCCGAGUCUUGCUGUGGGGAACAAAUCAAAACUGGAGAAGCUGUUUGGCUUCCUUCUGGAAUACGUUGGAGAUUUGGCUACCAGUGACCCACCAGACCUCAAAGCAAUUGAUAGAUUGGUCCUGCAGCUGUAUAACCUCUGCCAGAUGUUUCCCGAGUCUGCAAGCAGCUCCAUGCAGUUCGUUCUCCGAGACGCCAUGCACGAGAUGGAGGAGAUGAUCGAGACCAGGGGCCGGGCCGCGUUGCCGGGCUUGGAUGUGCUCAUCUACUUGAAAAUUGCCGGGCUGUUGUUUCCAACUUCCGACUUCCGGCACCCUGUCGUGACCCCUGCCCUGAUGUGCAUGAGCCAGAUCCUCACCAAGUGCCCCGUGCUGUCCCUCCGAGACGUGGUAAAAGGCCUGUUCGUGUGCUGCCUCUUCCUGGACUACGUGUCUCUGUCUCGGAGGUUCAUACCUGAGCUUGUGAAUUUUCUCCUUGGGAUUCUCUACAUCGCAGCUCCAAACAAGCAAAGCCACGGCUCCAUGCUGGUGCACCCUUUCAGACCGCAUGGGAAGAAUUCUGAAUUGCUCUUGCUCUCCUCGGAGGACGACGUGGCUACGUGGCAGAGGGGAAGUCUCCCCCUGCACUGGGCCAGUGGGCCACGCGCCCUGACCACGGCUGAGGCCAACCACGUCAGGCUGUCCUGCUUGGCCACGGGGCUGGCGCUGCUGAGGCGCUGCGUACUCAUGUACGGUGCGCUGCCAUCCUUUCAUGCCAUCUUCAGGCCCCUCCGAGGCCUCCUCAAGGAGCACCAAGGAGCGCGCAGCCACCCCCCAGAGCUGCAGGAGCUGGCCCAGAGCAUACUGACAGAUAUAGAAAACCAGACGCAGCUCUGCCGGCCGCUAAUCUGUGAGAAGAGCAAGCCGGUCCCCCUGAAGCUCUUCACCCCCCGGCUGGUGAGAGUCCUUGAGUUUGGAAGGAAGCAAGGCAGCACCAAGGAGGAGCAGGAGAGGAAGCGGUUGAUCCAUAAACACAAGCGGGAGUUUAAAGGUGCCAUCCGGGAGAUCCGGAAGGACAACCAGUUCCUGGCCAGGAUGCAGCUCUCCGAGAUCAUGGAACGGGAUGCGGAAAGAAAAAGAAAAGUAAAGCAACUGUUUAAUAGCCUGGCUACACAGGAAGGUGAAUGGAAGGCUCUAAAGAGGAAAAAGUUCAAGAAAUAAAUAAACGCUUUGUAAACGAG
Heterocephalus glaber (naked mole-rat) is the source of this 2705-nucleotide messenger RNA. RefSeq names its product NOP14 nucleolar protein (gene Nop14). Lineage: Eukaryota; Metazoa; Chordata; Mammalia; Rodentia; Bathyergidae. Gene Ontology annotation, biological process: maturation of SSU-rRNA. Gene Ontology annotation, cellular component: small-subunit processome; Noc4p-Nop14p complex; nucleolus. The record is from RefSeq and is a predicted model, not a curated record.